GCUUCCUUUCAAGUUUAAUAGUUUAGCAUUGAAGGGGAGAAAAGAGAAUGGUCACUGGAGUGGGGCAACAGCCAGGGGCAGCCACUGCUUCUUCGAGCAAGUGCUUGGUGAUGUGUCCUGCUUCUUUGAUGUUUCUGAGGGAAAGGGAGUGUCCUCCUACCUGGAGCUCUGAGAAAACCCUGCUUUUUCCUGAACUUGAGUGACAGUUUUAUGCCAGCUCUUUAGUCAGGCUUACAUCAGAGCAUGGUAUAGGCCACAACAGCAUCCUUACAAGAUCGAAAGAUCUAGUCUUAUUUCUUAUGAUUCAGAGCCUGUCAUCCUUUCUUUCUCCUUCACCUAACUGCUUCUUUUGGAGGUAAGGGCAUGGUUGCUAAUGGGUUAACUCGGGGACAACCACCGAGAGGCUCUUCCUAGAGGGCCCGGGAAGUGGUAUUGAUUCCCACUUGGGCUUCCUGUGCCCCACAGUCUCAAUUUUUCUCCAGCAUCUGGAGGCUGUUCAUUGCACCAAGACAUCUUUGGGGAUACUUACUGUGGGAUUCAGGGUGGGGUGCAGAGGAGGACGCUGCAGAGGCGCCGACUGUAGGGGCAACCUGUGAAGCUGCUCCCCAGGGUGUCCUCGCCCCUGGACUCGCGGAAGGGGACCGCUGCAGUUUUACGGUCCUAUAGUGAUUUCCCACCUUUCAAGAAUUUUCCGAGGACAUAUAGCUCCCAGGUAGAGUGAGACUCAAGUACUGCCUUGGUCCACGAUGGCUAGGGAAUCAAAGGAAAGCGCAGCUUUGGACGCCCAGUCUUCAGAGGACCGGACGGGGAUCCUGACCGUGAAGGUGGAAAAAGAGGACGCCUCGGUCUUGGCUGCAGAGGCGCACGCCCCAGGCAGCCCGGCUCCAAGCCCCGAGCACUCCCGCCAGCGCUUCCGAGGCUUCCGCUACCCGGAGGCUGAGGGGCCCCGCGAGGCACUGAGCCGACUUCGGGAGCUCUGCCGACUGUGGCUGCGGCCUGAGACGCACAGCAAGGAGCAGAUGCUGGAGCUGUUGGUGCUGGAGCAGUUCCUGACCAUCCUGCCGACGGACCUGCAGAGCUGGGUGCGGGAGCAGCAUCCGGAGAGCGGGGAGGAGGUGGUGGCGCUCUUGGAGUAUCUGGAGAGGCAGCCGGAUGGGCCGAUGCCGCAGGUCCCAGGUGGUGGCCAGGGGCAAGAACUGCUCUGUUGCAAGAUGGCAGUGUUGACACCCAUUCAGAGGCCACAAAAUAUCCAAUUGCAGCCAGUGAAGGCUCUGCUCAAGCGUGAAUCUCUGGGAUCCAGUCCAGACAGAGUUCUCCAGGUUCCAAGGCUUGCCCCUGGGGGGCGCUGCAGAGAAGAUGCCGCCGUGGUAGCGACCAGGUUCGCCCCAGGGUCCCAGGGGCCAUUUAAAAUGGAAGAUGUGGCCCUGACUGUCUCCCCUGGAUGGACACAGCUGGAUUCAUCUCAGGUGAACUUGUAUGGAGAUAAAAGGCAGGAGAACUGUGGCAGCCUGACCUCCUUGGGUGGUGUGGUGCAACCGAAGAUCAGAGAGCUGCCUCCAGAUGAGGAUCAUCCAACACAGGAGCCUGGGCAGAUACCACGCCACCUGGGGGAAGCCACUGGCCAGAUUCCUGCAUGUGCAGAAGCUGGUGAACAGGAGGGCCAGUUACAAAGAAAGCAGAAAAGUGCCGCAGGAAACAGGCGGCACUAUUGCCAUGAAUGUGGAAAGACUUUUGCUCAGAGUUCAGGCCUGACUAAGCACAGGAGAAUCCACACUGGGGAGAAGCCCUAUGAAUGUGAGGACUGUGGCAAGACCUUCAUCGGAAGCUCUGCUCUCGUCAUUCAUCAGAGAGUUCACACUGGUGAGAAGCCAUAUGAAUGUGAAGAAUGUGGCAAGGUCUUCAGUCACAGUUCAAACCUUAUCAAACACCAGAGAACUCACACUGGGGAGAAGCCCUACGAGUGUGAUGACUGUGGGAAAACAUUUAGCCAGAGCUGCAGCCUCCUAGAACAUCACAAAAUCCAUACCGGGGAGAAGCCCUACCAGUGCAACAUGUGUGGUAAAGCCUUUAGGCGGAAUUCACAUCUUCUGAGACAUCAGAGGAUCCAUGGUAAUAAAAACCUUCAGAAUCCUGACCCUGGACAGACCUGGGAGAGUCAGGGGAGGAAGGAAAGCCAGUGGGAAAAUGUUGAGGCUCCUGUGUCUUAUAAAUGUAAUGAGUGUGAGAGAAGUUUCACUAGGAAUAGAAGCCUUAUUGAGCAUCAAAAAAUCCACACGGGUGAGAAGCCCUUUCAGUGUGAUACAUGUGGAAAAGGCUUCACCCGAACUUCAUACCUUAUUCAACAUCAGAGAAGCCACGUUGGGAAAAAAAUUCUAUCUCCGUGACCCAUGGCUUACAUGCCAGAGUUGAUGUUCCUUCCUCAUUGAACUGAAGCCACCCUGGAACCCUUGCUGACUAGAAAACUGUGAGCUGAACUUUAUUUCCCACCACAUAUCAUCAGGUGUUUGUUAGAAAAUAGAGUCUGGUUGAGAUGAAUUCUCUUAUACAAACUAGAAGGUGAUUGGGAAAAAAAAAAAAAACUUGUUUGAUAGGAAGCUAUGGGAGCAUUGUCUGAAAGAGGUUGGACCUGAAAUAGUUCUCACCUUUUAGACUUAAACAGGCUUCCAGGCUGUCUAAUUAAUCACUCUCAGUCAGCAUUUUAUGAUGUCUUCUGGGUGGAUGACUUUCUGAUUUGGGGGGCUGGUGUUUCUGUUCACUUUGCCUCUAAUGAAUCCCUCACCUGUUGGUUGGAUCAGUGAUGUCUUAUCCCCACCCCACUGUGCCUUGUAUACAGGUGCUAUAAACAUUUAUUAAAUAUAC
This is a messenger RNA of Cervus elaphus (red deer), 2859 nucleotides long. RefSeq names its product zinc finger with KRAB and SCAN domains 4 (gene ZKSCAN4). Gene Ontology annotation, biological process: regulation of transcription by RNA polymerase II. NCBI's taxonomy places the organism in Eukaryota, Metazoa, Chordata, Mammalia, Artiodactyla, Cervidae. The transcript has 5 exons. The record is from RefSeq and is a predicted model, not a curated record. Gene Ontology annotation, molecular function: RNA polymerase II cis-regulatory region sequence-specific DNA binding; DNA-binding transcription factor activity, RNA polymerase II-specific. The coding region runs from base 747 to 2384 and encodes 545 amino acids.